AUGUCUCGCUCAAUCAGUGUACUAGCCGUUUCCCUCGCUCUUUUAAUCGGAAACAUCUAUGGACAGGUGGCGAUCACUUUCAUGUACGGCCAAACAAACGGACUAACAGGCAAGGGCUUCGGAACCAUGGAUGGAGCCCCACGAGACAUCACUACGCCCCCUGCUCUUCUCGAUACAUCAAUCAUCAAAGAUUCAGAAAUCCAGAGCGGAACUGCCUCUCCCUGUGGACGUACAAUCAUGUCUGGAAAACUGGAAAUGAAAAAUUCUCUCAACCGAGCUGAAGAUGGAGGCUUGCCAGAUGUUGGACAAAACGGCAAGAUCAAACUGGUAGCACACGUGGUCAACCCCAAGGGAAGCGGCCCCUUCAUUUGCGGAGUCGAUACAAACGCGAAUGGAAACAACUUUGCGACGAUUCCCGUGACGGUGAAUGUGCCUGCCAAUGCCGCCGCCAACGGCAAGCCCCUAGACUACUCGCUGGAAGCACAACUUCCCCAGGGCACCAAAUGUCAAGGAGGUGCCGACGGCCAGACCUGUAUUGUUAGGUGUACAAACGCUAAUGCCGGCGGUCCCUUCGGCGGCUGCAUGGCCUUCACUCAAAUGCAAGGGCUAUACAACGAUCCUGCUCCGGCCGGUAGUGGACCCACUGCUAGCUUCCAGCUCGACAGGAUCACCGAGAACCCGGUUACACGUGAACCAAACCUUUUCGAUGAUGCCAAGUCCAAAUUGUCACCCAAAGACCUUCAAGCCCUCACCCCUCCAACCGGCAAAGCCAAAAGACGUUCGCUUCUCCAGUACCGAAAAUAA
Puccinia graminis f. sp. tritici CRL 75-36-700-3 is the source of this 804-nucleotide messenger RNA. RefSeq lists its product as uncharacterized. The record is from RefSeq and is a predicted model, not a curated record. NCBI's taxonomy places the organism in Eukaryota, Fungi, Basidiomycota, Pucciniomycetes, Pucciniales, Pucciniaceae. Bases 1 to 804 code for a protein of 267 amino acids. The transcript is spliced from 6 exons.